CGUGGCUACCGAGGGCGAGCCAGGCACAGCUCUGAGAGCUGCUGGGAGUUGCGUUAUCCCGGCUGGGCUCUCGGUUCCUGGGGGAGCCCCGGGACACAAGAUCCUUUCUGGGUGGCCUUGGCGCCGCCUUUCCUUGACUCUACCCGGCCGCGGCCUUUGGCCCUCUGGCCUCGGUGUGCUGCCGCAACUCCCGCUGCCGAGCUAAAUCGAAGCAAUCCGGGGCCUUGGCUGUGACCCCUGCUUACCUUGUGGCCCCCUUCGUCCCUGCAGCGACCUCCUGGCAGCCCGCACCAUGGAGGGACAAGGCGACGUGGCCUCAGCCGGCCAGGCGCGAGCAGCGAAGAUGGGUGCUGCUAAGGAAGACCUUUGUCUUUUGGCAGAUGAAAAAUUUGACUUUGAUCUCUCAUUGUCUUCUUCAAGUGCAAAUGAAGAUGAUGAAGUCUUUUUUGGACCUGUGGGGCAUAAAGAAAGAUGCAUUGCUGCCAACAUAGAAUUAAAUAAUCGGAUUCCUGAGCAGCCUCUUCUGUCAGCAGCUGCCAGUCCCUGCUCCUGGAGCCCUCUCACUGGGGAGAAGUUCGUGGAGGUGUAUAAAGAAGCUCACUUACUAGCUUUACAGAUAGAAAGCCGCGGCAGAAAAGAGGUAGUCCAGGCUGCCAAGGCCGACAAACCCGAAAGCCCUUGCAACCAGGGCAUGGAAAAAUUUGUCCAGGAAUCAAAGUUAAAAAUGAACCUCUUUGAAAAAGAACAGGCAGUGGAGAAGAGCCCCAAGUCACUUAAAAGAGAGACAUACUUCCUGUCAGAUAGCCCCUUGAUGGGGCCACCGCUUUCAGGGGUCCAGCCUUCCUCAGAGGAGCUCCUGUCCCUGACCUUUUCCCCAGCCCUGCCCAGCACCCCUACCUUGGCUGGGCCUGCCCUGCCUAACACUGCCCUAGCACAGGGGCCACCACACUUGUCUUACCCUUUGCCAGGGAAGCCAAGUCUUGCCCACCCUCUGAAUCAAGGUGCCCAGAAGAGGAUCACCAGCAAGUUGCAGCUGCCACGAGUUUCAUCUCUGAGAGGAAAACUGGCCAUGGAGAAGCCAAAGAAAGAAGUACCACCUAGUCCUUCCAGAAUGAAACUCCUAAAUGAGACUGAAUCCCAUGGGGAUGUGCUCUUGGACAAACCCAGCACUGCUCUGGAUACUGCCAGCUUGCCAGGCAGCAGAAACCAGCACCCAGUUCAAGGCAAGCGAUCGCUCCCCAUUCCCAACAAGUUGGGACUGAAGAAGACCCUGUUAAAACCACCUGGCUGCACUGGCAGUCUCAUGAAGAAAUCCUCUUCCUCAGGGUCUGUUUUGAGCCUGACAUCCAGUGUGGGUGUGUCUCCAGCAGCAGGCAGAGCCAAGUCAAGCGAACUUGCCAGCAUUCCUGCCAGCGGCUCCCGGCCUCUGUCAGACACUAGCAAGUUGGGCAGAGCAGGACCUGCCAUGCUGCGCCAUUCCCUGCCAACAGCCCCUGCAGGGGUAUCCUGCAGGCAAGCCAGGAAGGCUGAUGCUGCCCCAUUGACCACAGCAGAGCAGCCCAAGGUGCCCACCAUGGCUCCUGUCACCCAGCCCCAGACUCCAGAUUGUGGAGGCCCAAGGCAGGACCCUGACUCUACUUUGUCAGCAUCUUCUCAACUGAAUAAAACCAGAAGCAUAAGAAGGCAAGACUCCUGUCUAAAGUCCAAAACGAAGGCUGUGCUGACCCCUACAAAUCCAUUUAAAGUUCCUAAAUUUUCUAUUGGUGAAUCCCCAGACAGUUUAACACCAAAGUCCUUCCGUGCACAACGGCUGCAGUCGUGGGCGGCUGGCAGGGUCGUUGUUCAUAGCACUCCUAUAAGACGGUCAUCUGGCCCAGCUUCACAAAUCCUCUCAGGCAGCAUGAGGACCCCCAUGAAUUCAAGACGAAUGUCAGCGUUGCCCACCCCAGCCAGCCGGUACCUCUCUGGCCUCCCACUGAUGACACCUCAAUCUGUGCCCAGGGCUCUGGCUUCACCUCUAUGUGGACGUUCUCGGCGACUUUCUUCUGAGCCCCGGAAGAGAUCUGCAGUGAGAACUGAGCCAGCACAGGAGAGCAGCAGGAGGGCCAGCUGUGCACAAGUGGGCCUGGGCCUGUCCGCCGAUGUGAGCUCUUCUCCAUCCUCAGUGCCCCAAGCUCUUUGCUUUUCUCCAGAGAAAAGUGAUUUUCCUCCUUCAGAAGGGCCUGCUACCUUUGCUACUCAGGAUGAAGCAAGGCCAUGUAAAGACUUGCAUCCUGGUGAGGCUCUCCUUGUAGACAUCGGGCUGGAUCAGCCCAUCGCUCCUGAAGUGGAAGGCAGACCCCAAGCCGACCUCCCUCUCAUCGACUUCUGCAGCACGCCUGAGGCAUAUAUGGCUUUGGGAUCUGACAGCAGGCCCCUGAUCGACCUCAUGACGAACACUCCAGACGUGGACAGAAACAAUGGGGUGAAGCCUCUGCAAGCUGAGCAGCGACAGCUGAUUGACCUGGGUUCUCCUCUUAUCCAGCUGAGCCCUGAAGCUGACAAAGAAAACAUGGACUCACCACUUCUCAAGUUCUGA
This is a messenger RNA of Castor canadensis (American beaver), 2578 nucleotides long. Its product is annotated as tetratricopeptide repeat protein 38. The record is from RefSeq and is a predicted model, not a curated record. Gene Ontology annotation, molecular function: microtubule binding. NCBI's taxonomy places the organism in Eukaryota, Metazoa, Chordata, Mammalia, Rodentia, Castoridae. Gene Ontology annotation, cellular component: microtubule cytoskeleton; cytoplasmic microtubule.